Molecule: messenger RNA, 1803 nt
Organism: Effrenium voratum
Lineage: Eukaryota; Dinophyceae; Suessiales; Symbiodiniaceae
Source: the annotation of a GenBank genome assembly
GGGGACGUGAACUCACAUAACGUGCAAGUAGGGGCAUCUUCUCAGCAAGCUUACUUACAUGCAUCUUGCCGGGUAGGCAGGUGCACGCCUUUGCAGGAGAGCGAAGGUAUCACAUUGUUCAUUCGCGAACUGAGCCAAGGUUGGUAAAGUCGGACCGCUUGAUACAGUCAAGGACUUGUUGGAUGUCAAGCUCGGGCAGAAUUUUGGAUCAAGAGCCGAGUUUUUCGCACCUGCCAGGAAUACUAAGUGCCAUGCCUUCCAAGGCGUGCUCGGUGGCUCUUGCCAGCGCUGGCGCCUAUGCGGCUGCCCAAGCCUUCCUGGCUCCAUCUGCACCGCAGGUGAGCCGGGAACAGCAGGUGCGGCACCUGCGCCAGCAGCCGGCUGAGGCGGCCACUUCCUCCUCCUGCGCCUCUGCAGGGGCGCUGGCGCUUGGCGUGGCUGCCGUGGCAGCGGCGACCGCGCAGAGCAAGCGCGCCGUGCGGCGCCAGGUGGUUCGCCAGGCCACGGCCACCGCAGAGAAGACGGAGAAGGCCUUCGCAAAGAUGCCGGCGUCCGUGAAGCCAGGAGUGGUCACGGGCAAGGCGCUGGUGGACCUGCUGAACUACGCCAAGGAGAACGAGUUCGCCAUCCCUGGCGUGAACUGCGUGAGCAGCAGCUCCAUCAACGCCUGCAUGGAGGCGGCAAAGAAGGCCAAGGGCACCGUCAUGGUGACCUUGUCUCGUGGCGGCGGCCAGUUCAUUGCCGGCAAGGCUGCGGACAACACCGACGAUGCUGCCUGCAUUGCGGGCACCGUGGCGGCAGCGCUCCACGUGCGACAGGUGGCCAAGCUCUACGGCGUGCCUGUGAUCCUCCACACGGACCACUGCCAGAAGGCCUGGCUGCCAUGGUUCGAUGGCCUCAUGGAGGCAAACGAGGAGUACUUCAAGCUGCACGGCGAGCCCCUCUUCUCGUCCCACAUGCUGGACCUGUCGGAGGAGCCUUUGGAGGAGAACAUUGCCAUUUGCAAGAAGUACUUGGAGCGAAUGGCCAAGAUCGACAUACUGCUGGAGAUGGAGUUGGGUGUGACUGGCGGCGAGGAGGAUGGCGUGGACAACACGGAUGUGGACUCUUCCCGUCUCUACACGCAGCCUGAGGAGGUUUGGCAGGUCUACGAGGAACUCUCCUCCGUGCCCAACGGCAACUUCACGGUGGCAGCUGCCUUCGGCAACGUGCACGGGGUUUAUGCCCCGGGCAACGUGGACCUGAAGCCGGUGAUCCUGCACAACACUCAGAAGUACGUGAAGGAGAAGCUGGGCUGCGAGAGCGACAAGCCCAUGUCCUUUGUCUUCCACGGCGGCUCGGGCUCCUCGCUUGAGGAUAUCCGCUAUGCCAUUGAGGCGGGCGUGGUGAAGAUGAACAUUGACACCGACACCCAGUGGGCCUUCUGGGAUGGCAUGAACCAGUACCAGAAGAAGAACAAGGACUACCUGCAGGCCCAGAUCGGCAACCCGGAGGGGCCUGAAAAGCCCAACAAGAAGUACUACGACCCUCGCAUGUCCCUGCGAGCGGGCGAGGAGGUCAUGGCAGACCGUCUGGUGCAGUGCAUGGAGGAUCUGAAGUGCAUUGACCGUCUCUGAGGAAUUCUUUCCGAGGACUGUCCACAUGCUGUUUCUGAUGGCGACUAAUGGACACACUCAUUGCACUUUGUACUCAACAGUUGUCACAUUUUUCCAGAUUAUUUCCGUGGUCGUAUCUCAGCGUGUUGAAGCCAACCUGCGUCGGGCAUGCAGACAAUGUUGCAAACCGGCAUGAGCUAGACCCAGC